Miscanthus lutarioriparius is the source of this 885-nucleotide messenger RNA. Lineage: Eukaryota; Viridiplantae; Streptophyta; Magnoliopsida; Poales; Poaceae. The record is from the annotation of a GenBank genome assembly.
AUGCUCUCUGACGAGCAGUCACAGAAACACAUCACUACUGGUUCUGGUGACCUCAAUGACAUACUUGGUGGCGGGAUUCACUGCAAAGAAGUUACUGAGAUCGGUGGUGUCCCAGGGGUUGGUAAAACUCAACUGGGGAUUCAACUAGCAAUAAAUGUACAAAUCCCAGUGGAAUAUGGUGGCCUUGGUGGGAAAGCAGUUUAUAUCGAUACAGAGGGCAGUUUCAUGGUUGAACGUGUCUACCAGAUUGCUGAAGGGUGUAUCAGGGACAUACUGGAGCACUUUCCACACAACCAUGAGAAGUCCUCUUCUGGCAAAAAACAAUUACAGCCUGAGCAUUUCCUGGCGGACAUCUAUUACUUCCGAAUAUGCAGUUACACCGAACAAAUUGCAGUCAUAAACUACCUGGAAAAGUUCCUCGGAGAGCAUAAAGAUGUGCGUAUUGUUAUUAUUGAUAGUGUUACUUUCCACUUUCGACAAGAUUUUGAAGAUCUAGCAUUGAGGACCAGAGUGCUAAGUGGAUUAUCAUUGAAGUUAAUGAAGAUUGCAAAGACAUAUAACUUGGCAGUUGUCUUGUUGAACCAAGUCACUACUAAAUUUACUGAAGGGUCAUUUCAAUUGACUCUUGCUCUAGGUGACAGCUGGUCCCACUCAUGCACGAACCGGCUGAUUCUGUACUGGAACGGGAACGAACGAUACGCACACCUUGAUAAGUCUCCUUCACUUCCAGUAGCCUCAGCACCGUAUGCAGUGACAGACAAAGGGAUUAGAGAUGCUUUCCCUAUUUUUCAUUGCUUUACGAUUUGUGGGCAUAUCAAGAUUGUUCCUCGCCUGCGCAUGGAAGCCACUGCAGAAUCCAUGGAAUGCUGUUUGCUAUCAACAUGA